AUGUUUUUGAGAAGACUUUCUAAUCAAUUGAAACGAACACACAAGGUGUUGCUGACGUGGACAGUUGUGUUUGUAUCGAUACAAGCUCUCACUCAACUUCUCAGAAUAGCGAACGAUGUAUUAACGAUUUAUGCUCGGGAGACUGCUGAAGCAUCACAGUUAGUGGAAUGGAGUUUUUUUACUGCAAUGAAUACGGUCUCUGGAGUGACGACCUUCUUUACAUUCAUUAACCUCAUGUCACUUUUCGUUAUUUUGUUUUUUGUGCAACAAGUAUUUUGGCAGACAGCUCGAUUGGUGAGAGCAAUUUCGCAAAAGGUUCACAGUACUAUUUCAAUAGUCAUGCGAGUGGUUAAUGGAAUUUUUCUAUUUGUUGGUUCAUGCAUUGUGAUAAUGGGUGCUGUAUUUUAUGCUUGUAACAGAAUGGGUUUUAUUAGCAACACAACUACAACUGUUGUAUUUGCGUUGUGCUUUGUCAUUAUUGUUAUGCUUCUAUUUUACACUUCAAUGGUAUUGGCGAGUGGAAUAGUCGUGUUAAAAACAAUCAAGCAAACCAGUGCCAUCCAUAAGAUAUCCUCAGGUCAAAAACCUAUUGAGCGCACAGAUUCAAGAUCAUCGUUUGACAUUAGAAAUUUUGAGAGAAAGGUACAGAGUCCUUUCAAAAUCACAUUUGGAUUGUUGGUAGCACUUUUAUUUUGUGUAUUGAUGGAGAUUAUUGCCGGUGGACUUUCCUCCACCAUGACCAAUGUUGACACCAUGAGGCUCAUUUGGUACAUUCUCAACUGUACUGGUAUUCUCGUUUUUGCCAUUACCAUUCUAUUUCUUUGGUUUCCAUUGUUUUGGGGAAAUGAAAAUGCAUUUAACGAAAUUGAAAAGCGAAAGCAAGCACAAUCCAUUCUCACCACCCAAACUUCGUCACAGUUACUAAUUGAUGAAAAUUUAUCGGUCUCUCCCAAAUCAUUAUCUUCAAACUCACCAACUAUUUGUAAAGACUCUAACACGAUGGAAUCUGUGACAACGAAUUGA
Molecule: messenger RNA, 1023 nt
Organism: Naegleria fowleri
Lineage: Eukaryota; Heterolobosea; Eutetramitea; Acrasida; Naegleriidae
Exons: 2
Coding region: 1-1023 (340 amino acids)
Source: RefSeq, a predicted model, not a curated record